Lobosporangium transversale is the source of this 607-nucleotide messenger RNA. RefSeq lists its product as hypothetical. The transcript is spliced from 2 exons. Gene Ontology annotation, molecular function: structural constituent of ribosome. Lineage: Eukaryota; Fungi; Mortierellomycota; Mortierellomycetes; Mortierellales; Mortierellaceae. Bases 248 to 475 code for a protein of 75 amino acids. Gene Ontology annotation, cellular component: mitochondrial small ribosomal subunit. The record is from RefSeq and is a predicted model, not a curated record. Gene Ontology annotation, biological process: mitochondrial translation.
CUCUAGUCCAACUAAAAACUAAAAACAUCCGAAAAGGCAUGUUGCCCAGACAAAUCAUCGACAUCAAAUAUUCGUCUUUUCUGGAGGCCACAUGGCGAAGACUAAACUUGGCGCUAACACUGGAAUUUUAUUUAUUUAUUUUUAUUUUUAUUUUAUUUGUUCAUUUCGUUAAAACAAACUGAUCUCUAACUGAUCGAUCAACAACAUGGGGCUAAACUUCAAACAGGAUCAACAACAAUAAAUAAUCAUGAGACUGAAGUAUCUUCGCACGAAGCCUCGUAAAGUGGUUGAGGCCAGCCCCUGUAUCGCCGAGAUGGGUGCUAUGAUCCAGUGCUGGACUGCCUCAGGAGUGGAUGAUGCCAAAUGUAUGCAGGCCUCCAAGAUGCUUGCAGAUUGUAUGAAGAACUUGCCUGCUAGAGUGAAAAAGGUCAACACUGUCAAUUAUCAUUUGGCCCGUCUCCAGAAGCAACUCUAAAUUGACUACAUUACCUUACCUUUGGAUCUCUUUGUCGAAUGGAUCAGGAAUAUUAACCUAAUCGACUUGUGGGGGUUGCAGAGCUCUCUUUCUUUGAGUCCCCUCCCUUGUCUCCGUUAUGUACCAUAGAAC